Gordionus sp. m RMFG-2023 is the source of this 2503-nucleotide messenger RNA. RefSeq names its product protein SDA1 homolog. Gene Ontology annotation, biological process: ribosomal large subunit biogenesis; ribosomal large subunit export from nucleus. NCBI's taxonomy places the organism in Eukaryota, Metazoa, Nematomorpha, Gordioida, Chordodea, Parachordodidae. Gene Ontology annotation, cellular component: nucleolus. The record is from RefSeq and is a predicted model, not a curated record. Bases 8 to 2380 code for a protein of 790 amino acids. The transcript is spliced from 13 exons.
UGUAACAAUGAGAAUAAAAACUAUAGAUAAUCAAAUGAAACAAUUACAGUAUUUAAUUAAAAAAAGCCCUUUACUCUAUGAAGAAGAAUUUGAUCAAGAAUAUUUACACUAUCUAUCGCUCUUCUCUCUCUAUAAUCUCAAUCCAUCCCAAUAUAAUAAAGAUUUUGUAAAUGCCAUUAAUUUUAUUUCUAGAGUUAUACAUCUUCAUAAAAGACACUCAAAAGAAUUUUUGGAUAAUUUGAAGUUAUUUAUAGAAGAAAAAUGUAUGAUGCUUCAUGCAGAAAUGAAAUUGGUAUUUCUAAAGGUUCUCAUAACUCUGAGACGCACUGAACUGGUGGAACUCCUCGAUUUAUCUCGUCUCCUUUUUGAUCACCUUUUGCCGCAUAGGGGAUACGUAGGCGGAAAUGCGGUCGAGUUAAUUGGUGAUACACGCGACAAAAUGCUUCGAAAAAUCGCUGGAGAAUUUCUCAUUUCUGACACGGUGUCGCGCAACCUUAAACGCCGGGAUAAUAACCUCAACUCAGCUUUGCAAAAUCUGUUGCACCGCUUUGCCACCUCUUCGUCGCAUUCAUACCCUCAUAAUGGACCUCCCCCGAACGACGAUGAAGCCAGCGGAUUAGCCGGCCUUGCCUUGCGCAUUAUGACCCGCUUGUAUGCCAAGGGCAUUUGGAGAGACGCCAAAACUGUUAAUUUUCUGGCUCACGCUUGUUUUUCGAGCUCGAGUCGAAUAAUGUCAAUGGCUAUUAAUUUUUUUCUCAAUCCGGAAUUUUACCAGGAAGCCGACGAUCAGAAUCAAAAGCCGGUAAUCGAUACUAAACAGUUGAUUCAAAACAGCAAAAUUGUCAAGAAGACCAAAAGCCGAAUUCGGAAAAUGAAAAAGUCAAUCAAACAUAAUAAAAGAUUAGAAAAUGAGAAUAGCAUAGAAAAAACAAAUGUCAACACUCUCACCCUCAUAAAUUUGUUGCACGAUUCUCAAGAAUUCGCAGAAAAAUUGUUCCGACAAUUGCAACAAAGAAACGAAGGCUUUGAUCAUAGAAUGGCAACCAUUGAUUUAGUGUCUCGAAUCAUCGGGUUGCAUAAAUUGCAAAUUUUGAAUUUCUAUGUCUACAUGGAACGCUACAUACAACCACAUCAAUCCAAUGUCACUCGUCUUUUGCUGUAUCUCGUUCAAUCCGUUCACGAUUUCCUUCCAGCCGAAAUUCUAAAACCGCUUAUAAUCAAAAUCGCGAAUAAUUUUAUAACUGAGAAAAAUAGUGGGGAAGUUAUAACCGUCGGUCUUAACAGUAUUAGGGAAUUGUGCAACCGUAACCCCUUGGUCAUGGAAAAAGAUCUUCUGAAUGAUCUUGAGCUCUAUAAAUCCUAUAAAAAUAAAAAUGUGGUUAUGGCUUCGAGAUCAUUGAUAAACUUGUUUCGCCAAAAAGAUCCAUCUAUGCUUCUCAGGAAAGACAGGGGAAAGGUGGCCAAGGAUUGGAAAAAUAUUAAACCCAAACCUUAUGGUCACAGUGAUGUGAUAUCCUAUAUCGAAGGUAUCGAAUGUCUGGAAUUAUCCUCGAAAGGGAAUCACAAUUUAGAUAAAGACCAAGGGCUGACGAAAGAACAAGUUAAAAACACCACAAUCGACACUAAUUUCUCUACGAAUAUCGAUGCGAUUGAUAAAAUAAAUUCUAUAAGUCAAUUAGAAGAAAUUUCCGCAUCACGAUUAUUAACACAAGAUGAAUUGCGUUUGAUUAAAAAUUACAGGAAGCGUAGAUUAAAUGCUGAUGAUGAUUACGAAAAAAUGACUAAAAAUAGCAGUAAACGUCAAAAGACUCAAUCUCUACAUAAGAAGCAAGAAUAUAAUGAAUUGGAUAGGGAUUCUGAAGAAUCAGAAUUAGUUGAUUCGGCCAAAGAAGUGGUAUCCUCCGAAUCAGACGAUUAUAAUGAUGACGAGACGAAAUCGGACCAUCUUGACGAAGAAGCCAGAAUGACGGAAAGUAUAGAUAAUUUUAACCAAAAGGCCAAUAGAUCAGAUAAAGUAGAUGAUAUAACAAACGAAAAUCUUUCAAAAACAGACGAUGAUUCUGACGAUGAAUCGGACGACUCUGAAGUCUUACCCAGUCUUGGUGACAUUGAAAGAAUCUACAAGUUGCCCAAAAUGAAAAAGGCUGAUAGGAUUCGGGCGCUGAGAAUGAGCAAACUUUCAGCCGCUGAUGACCCAUGCCAGCCUAAACGGGCAACCACAAAUCGUGGCAAACGAAAAUUAAAACCCUUCAUGAUGGUGCGCUCUAAAAUGCGAGGAAAACGUCGUGCUCGGUCUUUCAAAGAAAAGGAGGACGUACGCAAAAAGACCAUUAAACAAAAUAGACGUUUUAAGAAGAUGAACCAUGUCAAGCGACGUUGAUUUUUUUAAAAAUUAUAAAUGAAAAAAAGUCGUGUAAAAUUAUUUGUUAAUUUAUGUUUUAUUGUAUUAUAAUUUUAUUAUUUUUUUAUUUUUUUAUUAGUCAAAUUCUUGUAAUAAAAGUGU